Messenger RNA from Chrysoperla carnea, 2249 nucleotides. Its product is annotated as platelet glycoprotein V-like. Gene Ontology annotation, molecular function: protein binding. The transcript has 3 exons. Gene Ontology annotation, cellular component: extracellular matrix. The coding region runs from base 1 to 1755 and encodes 584 amino acids. NCBI's taxonomy places the organism in Eukaryota, Metazoa, Arthropoda, Insecta, Neuroptera, Chrysopidae. The record is from RefSeq and is a predicted model, not a curated record.
AUGAAUUAUUAUCAAAUGGUAUUUGGUGGAGUUAUAUUAAUUUUAAAUGUUAAAAAUAUACAAUCAGAAUGUGAACAAAUUAUUGAAAAUCAUAAAUUUAUAGCCAAAUGUUAUGAUUCGGAUUUAAGAGAGGUAAAUGCGUUGCAACAAAAGGAUUUAUACAGCGAAUUGCGAGUAAUCGAUGGUACUUUAGAAAAACUAAGAAAAAAUGCCUUCGAAUAUCCACGAUUAACAACAUUAAAAUUAAUUGAGAAUGGUAUCGAAAAUAUAGAAUCUAGAGCAUUUAGUAACAUACCAUCCUUGAUUUAUUUGGAUUUAAGUAAAAAUCAAUUAGAAUCAUUACCUUCAAGAAUGUUUGAAAGUAACGCCCAAUUACGUAUUUUAAACAUGAGUCGAAAUUCAAUCUGUAAUAUAGAACAUGAUACAUUCAUACGAUCGUCUAAUUUAAUUAAAUUAAAUCUUCAAAAUAAUCUAUUAACCAGCAUAAAAAAAUAUAUAAUUGAACCGUUAACACAACUAGAAUACUUAAAUUUAGUGAAUUUAUUUUUAUAUGGCAAUAAUAUUGAAGUGUUACCCCCAAAUUUAUUUCGAUUUUUACGUAAUCUACAAAUUUUAUCAUUAGAGGAUAAUCAAAUAACUGAUUUAUCAACAGACUUAUUUAAAAAUUCGAGAGAAUCAAAAUUAACAAACUUACAUUUAAGCAAUAAUAGAAUUUCCAAAUUAAAUCCACAAAUGUUUAAAUAUUUAACAUCACUCAAAGAAUUGUCUUUAACAGGAAAUCCAAUUACACAUAUCGAACCCGGUUCGUUCGAUAAUUUGAUUCAUUUAAGCACAUUGACAUUAAAUCAAAAUUCGUUAAAAGAACUUACAUCAAACAUGUUUUCAAAACUGAUUGAGUUGAAUAAAUUAAGAAUCAGUGAUAACGGUGUUACAAAUAUCGAACCUGGAGCAUUUAACAGUUUCCAUGGUGAAUAUCCCGAUGAAACUUCACAUAUUUUAAACUUAGAUCUGUCGAAAAAUAAUUUAACGCAUUUAUCUUAUAGUAUGUUCGCUCCUUUAACUCGCUUACUAACACUAGAUCUCACGUUUUCGUCAGUAAAAACAAUGGACCUUAAUGUGUUCGAACCUAUGGGAGAUACUUUGCAAACACUAGAUUUAAGCGGAAAUCAAAUUGAGGAAUUAAAUUUAGGGAUUUUUGAUUGUUUAGAAAAUGUAAAUUUCUUAGGAUUGAAUCGAAAUUUAUUAAAAACACUCCCUGGUGAAUUAUUUAAAAAUAUGGUGUUUUUAGAAAGCUUAGGCUUAUCUGAAAAUAUGUUAAAAACUAUACCCAUGACUCAAUUGUUUAACAUUCCACGAUUGUUGGAAGUAAAAUUAGAUCAGAAUCAGUUAAUUAAUUUACCACCUGAGGUUUUUGAAGGUGAAGAUUGUAAAGUGAAACGGCUACACGUUUAUGGGAAUAAAUUAACAUAUUUAGAUAAAAAAUUUUUAGAACGUUCUCAGAUAAAGCAUAUUCGAUUUGGUGGAAAUCCAUGGCAAUGUGCAUGUUUAAAUGAAAUAAUGAAUGAUGUUUAUCGUUUGAAUGUACAAAUAAUAAACCCAGAAUUUUAUUUUGAUGGAGGUAAUCCGGCGUGUGUUGUCACAAAGAAUAAUACUUGUAUUCGAGAAACAUAUUUGGCAGAAGAUUUGUUUAAAAGAUAUCAGUCUGUUAAACAUUUAAAAUAUUUUAAUGUUGGUUUUUUUACAUGGUACACGUAAAACAAUACUUGUAAGGGUGGGGGAGUUUUAAAUAAAAUCUAAGCCUUAUAAACUAACGGCUGGUUACUAAUGGAACGCUAACAUCAAAUCCGAAUUGAACAUAUCGAACUUAAGGCUGUUUUCUCGGUGUAAGCAUAGUGUCGGAAAAUUCUUUAGCGACGUUGGGCAUUUUUUGGCAAGGAAAAAUGUUUUUAUAGCAGUAUAUCUGUAGCUAUACAGCUGACGUAUUGUGUAACAUUAGCGCUGCGUAUAUAACUGCAUAUAAAAAAGAGUAAAAUUAAAAAAAAAAAUAUAUUUAAAAAAUCAAAAAAACCGAGUUAAAUUUAAACUGAAAAGAAAAAAACAAGUCCAGGAGUUUACAUAGCGAUUUUAACAGUCAGGGCCCAUUAAAAUCUACACCGGCUCGAAUAUUUCCUUAUAAUAGGUCCCAACGGUUCAAGUCGCUAUGUAAUCUGCUGGACUUGUCUUUUUCUUUUCAGUUUAUAUUUAACUCA